AUUUUUAACAAAGCUACUGAACAUAUGUUAAAAUCACAAUAUAUUACACUUUCCUCUUCUAUUCCUAUUUAUAAUGUAUUACUUAACCAUCUAGAAAAAAUUUUAGAUACUAAAAGUAAUUAUUGCUUGAAAAUAUGUACUGCUCAACAAGAGCAAGAAUAUAUAGAUGUAGCAUUAGAAGCUGUUACAAAUAUUUAUAAUAAAAAUUAUAAAUAUAAUUUACCAAUUAUUAUUGAUAAUGAAGUUGAUAAUACAAAUGAUUUUCUUGUUAAUGUUUUUGGAAAAAAUAAUGAAAUUAAUAAAGAUGAAUUAGAAGAUUAUCUUCAAAAACCUGUAAUUCCAUUUAAGACAGAUCCAUUACAAUAG
Messenger RNA from Funneliformis caledonium, 366 nucleotides. The record is from the annotation of a GenBank genome assembly. Lineage: Eukaryota; Fungi; Glomeromycota; Glomeromycetes; Glomerales; Glomeraceae.